UUUUUAGAAAAGUAGUUCUUUGAUCACAAUGGAGCCAGGCGAACUCGAUAGCGCCGACGCACCGGACAGAAUAGUCGAGACUUUCGCUGGUCGUAAGAUAAUGCUGACAGGUGGCACGGGAUUUUUAGGAAAAGUGAUUCUCGAGAAAUUUCUGCGAUGCCUGCCCGAAAUAGCGCAAAUUUACAUGCUCAUCAGAUUGAAGAAGGGCAAGGAUCCUAAACAACGGUUGCUCGAGAUACUCAAUUCUCCGCUUUUCGAAGAAGUCAAGGCAGAAAGGGGAUUGCCAGCGAUCGAAAAAGUAAUAACGGUCGUCAGCGGAGACGUAUCACAGCUAGGACUUGGAUUAUCCCCGGAGGAUAGAAAAAUGCUCCGCGAGAAUGUCGAAAUCGUGUAUCACGGAGCAGCUACCGUCAGAUUUGACGAAUUGUUGAAAACAGCCGUACUGCUAAAUACACGUGGCACAAAGCAGAUGAUAGAACUGGCUAAAGAAAUGAAGAAUUUACUUCUGUUUGUUCAUAUCAGCACGGCCUAUUGCCAUCUCGAAGAAAAAGUUUUGUAUGAGAAAACGUAUCCUCCGCCAGCGGAUCCUCAUAAAGUAAUCAAAUGCGUCGAAUGGAUGGAUGAUGAUGUAGUUGAGGCUAUGACAGACAAGAUCUUGGGAAAGCUACCUAAUACAUAUGCCUUUACGAAAGCCUUAUCGGAAGGUCUCAUCGAAGAAUCUAUGCCGCAUAUCCCAUCGAUAAUUUUGAGGCCAAGCGUAGUUAUUCCUAUCUGGAAGGAUCCGCUUCCCGGUUGGACGGACAAUAUUAAUGGACCGACUGGUCUCUUAAUCGGUGCUGGGAAGGGAGUAAUCAGAACGAUGUACUGCAAUGAAAACGGUUACGCUGAUUAUCUUCCCGCUGAUAUCGCCGUCAAUGCUAUUCUUCUUUGCACGUGCAAUUUUAUUUAUUUCAAGGAACAUGAGAAACGAGUUUAUAAUCUUACAAGUAGUAGCGAGUUCAAGGUUCCUUGGACGGAAAUAAUAGAACGCGGGCGAAAAAUAACGCAACGAGUACCUCUAAACGGAAUCUUGUGGUAUCCAGGUGGUAGUAUGAAGAAAUCGCGACUUUUGCAUAAUAUUUGUGUCUUACUUUUUCACAUGAUUCCGGCCUAUUUUAUUGACUCACUUCUCUUUUUGGCAGGCCAUAAACCAAUUAUGUGCCGUAUCCAUCGCCGUAUAAACAAAGGUUUCGAAGUUUUCGAAUAUUAUGCCAAUAGACAAUGGGACUUUGAUAAUUCAAGUGUUCUCGAUGCGAGGAGAAAAAUGAAUAGCGUAGAAUAUAACAAAUAUCAAUUGCACGGCGAUGACAUGGACAAAGACGAGUACUUCGAAGCUUGCAUUCGAGCUGCAAGGGUUUACAUAUUGAAUGAAACUCCAGACACUCUACCGGCCGCUCGUCGACAUUUGAGAAUUAUGUAUUGGGUGGAUGUAUUUACGAAAAUCUUUUUCUUUCUGCUCCUUAUAUAUGUGCUGGCAUCCUGGAGUGAAAGUUUUAGAACAUUGCUCACAGAUAGUGCAGCAUAUGUUUCAAAAGCGAUAAUGAAGUAAUGUUUUAUAGUUUAAUCAAGUCAAAAACAUUUUCUUCAUCGAUUGCAUGCAAAGAUUAUAUCUAUUAUAUUGAUCGAAUUAAACUAUCAUUUAACAUCAAUGAAAUGAUUAAAUAUAUAAUUAUAUCUCGUAGUGUACGCAUACUAUAAUUGUGUUCAUUAGAUAUGAACAAAGUAAAAAGUAAAUAAAAACAUUAUUUACACCA
Molecule: messenger RNA, 1793 nt
Organism: Formica exsecta
Lineage: Eukaryota; Metazoa; Arthropoda; Insecta; Hymenoptera; Formicidae
Product: putative fatty acyl-CoA reductase CG5065
Exons: 8
Coding region: 29-1588 (519 amino acids)
Biological process (GO): long-chain fatty-acyl-CoA metabolic process
Cellular component (GO): peroxisome
Molecular function (GO): alcohol-forming very long-chain fatty acyl-CoA reductase (NADP+) activity
Source: RefSeq, a predicted model, not a curated record